UAUCUGUUGACAAAGAGAUUCUUUAUCAGUUUCUACAACACGGUCCAUCAACAAAAUCAUGGCUUUUAGAUCAACUGUUUGUUUGAAGCAGUUAGCUAAUCAUUUGCGAGGAAGAGCGACGUAUGCGACCUCAACGCCACCGAGACUGAAAUCCUACGCACCGACAGCUGAUCAUUUCGGGCACUCUCAAGACGUGAAGCCGCCGAAGAGAAAGGGCGAUUACGUGGCGAUAUACGUUGCGGUUGGCAUGAUAGCGUUGGCAACCACACUGGGGGUUCACACGGUGGUGCAACAGCUAAAGAACUCGCCGCAGGUGCGAGUUAACAAGAAGAGGAGGGAGAGUUUACCCGAGGUGGAGGAGCCGGAGCGAGUGCUGGAUGAGGCUGACAAGUUCGUGAAGCAGUCGUUUUUCAGGAAAGUUGCGCAUGUUCAGAAGAACGAUGAUGAUUAUGCCAUUGAUGAUCCCACACGGGCUGAUAUGUUCGCCGAUAAACCUAAGUAUCGGGUUGAAUCUCUGAAAUCAGUUGGUGUUGAUCCUAAGCUUCGUGUAUAAGAUGGUUAAUUUUAUGUUGCAAGGUUCCUUUUUCUCCCUAUAGCUCAUGACCUGUGCAAGUAUAGAGUAAACAUAAUAUGGAAUGGACGGUGUGUUAGUCUUGUUUG
Messenger RNA from Hibiscus syriacus, 660 nucleotides. RefSeq lists its product as uncharacterized. Lineage: Eukaryota; Viridiplantae; Streptophyta; Magnoliopsida; Malvales; Malvaceae. The record is from RefSeq and is a predicted model, not a curated record. The transcript has 2 exons. Bases 59 to 553 code for a protein of 164 amino acids.